UUUCGUGCCGCGCAUCCUCCGCACGGCGCUGGUGCGGGCCAGCCGAGCGGUCGCACCUGCGUUCGCUCCAGAGCCGAGCCCCGGUUGCGGGGCCUUGGGAGGGGCCCGAGCUGAGGGCGGGAGGGCGAGCAGGCUCCGGUUUCGGGGCGAAUAGAGGUCCAGAGGAGCGUGGAGGAUUAGGGAGAUCCGGGGAGUCCGAUCCCUCCGGCCAGCCGGCAUCAUGGCCUGGCCGUGCAUCACCCGGGCCUGCUGCAUCGCCCGCUUCUGGAACCAGCUGGACAAGGCGGACAUCGCCGUGCCGCUGGUCUUCACCAAGUACUCGGAGGCCACCGAGCCCCCCGGCGCCCCGCAGCCGCCGCCGGCCCCGCGGGUCCCCCCCCCGGCGCCACCCCAGGCCGCGCCGCCGCGCGCCGUCGCCAUAGAAACGCAGCCGGGCCUGGGGGACCUGGAUGCCGUUGCCAGGGCAACGGGGCCGGGGCCGGCACCCGGGCCGGGGCCCAGCGGCGAGCGGGAGCCGCCGGCGGGCGGGGCCAAGGCGGGCCCCGCGGGCCCGGCCGACUCGGUGAUGCGCCAGGACUACCGAGCCUGGAAGGUGCAGCGGCCCGAGCCCAGCUGCAAGCCCCGCAGCGAGUACCAGCCGUCGGCCGCGCCCUUCGAGCGGGAGACGCAGUACCAGAAGGAUUUCCGGGCCUGGCCCCUGCCCCGCCGCGGAGACCACCCCUGGAUCCCCCGGGCCCCGGCCCCGGCCCCGGCCCCGGCCCCGGCCCCGGCCCCGCCCGAGGACCGGCGCCGCCGCCGCCCGCCGAGCCAGGAGCGGAGGCCGCAGCCGCUCCCGCCCGCCGGGGAGCCCCAGGAGGGGGGCUCGGGGGGCCCGGACGGGGGCGGCCCCGCCGCCGGGAAGGCCUCGGCCGGGGACGGCCGGGACCCGCGAAGGAAGGCCGGUCCUGGCUGGAUGCUGCGCCGCGCCGAGGGCCAGGGGCUGGGGGCCGGGCCCGGGGCCGGGGCCGGGGCCGGGGCCGGGGCCGGGGCCGGGGCCGAGCCCGAGCCGCCGCUGUCGCCCCCCGCCGCCGCCGCCGCCCAGGCCCCCGACGGCGGCCGAGGCCGGGCGGCCGUCGAUGCCCUCAACAGGCAGAUCCGCGAGGAAGUGGCCAGCGCGGCCGGGAGUUCCUACAGGAACGAAUUCCGGCCAUGGACUGACAUCAAGCCGGUGAAGCCCAUAAAGGCCAAACCUCAGUACCAGCCCCCGGAUGACAAGAUGGUCCACGAAACCAGCUACAGCGCCCAAUUCAAGGGGGAGCCCAACCAACCGACCCCAGCUGGCAGCAAGGGCAUUGACCGCAGGAGGAUACGCAGCUUGUACAGCGAGCCCUACAAGGAACCGGCCAAGGUGGAGAAGUCCAGCGCCCAGACGUCCAAACCAAAAAAGACCUCCACAAGCCAUAAACCCGUUCGGAGGGUCAAAGACAAACCCGCGUCGGGCCGGGCCGCCAAGAAGAAGGCCGCGGACGGCGCCAGCGAGAAAAGUAAAGAGAUGAACAAUAAACUGGCCGAGGCGAAAGAGUAAAUUGCCCUGCCCUCUCCUUUCCCCCACUGUCUCUGUCUCUCUGUCUCUUUCUGUCUCUCUCGCUCUCUCUCCCCCUCUCUCUCUUUCUCUCUAUCUCUGUCUCUCUGAUGGAAAGGCCACAAAAUGGAUUAGAGGCUUCCCUUGCUUGUGUCCUGCUUGGGUCAGGCGCCUGUUUGCUUUCGUUGCCUUCACUUUGGGGUUUUCUCUCCCACGACACUGGGUCAGGAUCCGCUUCCUUUCCGAGGUGUGGGACUCUGUUCCUCCCGCCCUGUUCGUCUGAUCCCAGGGGGCUCGAUGACAGGGCAGCAGGGAGCGGACACGGAGCUGGCAAAGGGGAAUAUCUUGCUAGGCCUGGGGGAGGUGUGACCCGGGGCCUGGCAGGGCCGAGCCACCCGGAGCCCCUGUUGGAGUUUCCCCAGGCCACCGCCAGAACUCCCAGGAAGGUGUGUCCUGCCGCUGCCAUCCUCCGGCCCGCCAGGCCUGGCUAGGUGACCGUUAGGCUUCACCAUGAGCGUGAGGCUAUGGGAUUUGACUGGUUUUGCCUCACUGUAGAUAGCUCUGUGGAACGUUCCCUAGCUGUCAUUUUGCUCGUGUUUGUGUAGACAACUUCUCUGUCAGUGCUGGGCCUGGGCACAUGCGGACCACCUGGGCCACUGCCACCGAGAGACGGUGGUCCGACGGCACCUUGGGAUCUCCGAGAGCUCAGGAAGCAGCCGUGGGGUGCUGUGGUGUCUGCCCUGGUUCCGAUGGAUGUUUAACUGUAGUUUAAGACCCAUGUCCGCUAGCGCACUCAGGCUCUGCAGAGAUUGUCCUUGCGGUUUGGGCUGGCGAGGGGCCAAAGGAGGGAAAAGGGGCGAGAUAGGAAGUGGUAGCAGGGCAUGUGGUGAUGUUUGCUUUCUCCUCCCUGAGUCCCCUGCCAGGUGAGGGCCCCUCCCGGAACGCAGGGAAGGACGCAGUGACCUUGACGUCGCUGGAAGCGGAGCGGCGGCCUGGGGUGCCGGGGUGGGGAAAUACAGAGUUCAGUGGACUGUGUCAUGUGUCUUUGUGGCUUGUGCUGGGAGGAGCCCUGAGCUUCAGGUGUAGGUGUCGUGAUGUUCCAGUGGUGUCAGUUCUGAGUUUAGCCAUGUUCGAGGUGUAUGGUCUCAACUAGCCCAGAUGGGCUUGUGGGGUGGGUGAGAGGCUGAGCUGGAGGAGGUGGUCCCUCAGAGCAGAGGGGAUGCGGGGUGGAGCAGGGGUCCCUCCAGGAGGAACACCCUGUGUGACCCCAGAAAAAUCACACUGUGGCAUUAUGAGUCUGGAAUGCGAUUUACCGGUCAGGCACCGCUGUGCCCACCUUCCCCUAGUCUCGUUCACAACACCGUCCUUAGAGUACAAAUCUCAGCUUUUUGCCUGUCCUUUCAAGCAAUGAAAGCAACUCCGCUACCUCUUCCUGGCCAUCAGCAGGUGAACAGUUAAGGGCUCCUCUCCUCCUCCUCCUCAGGCACCUCUGGGGCUUGUUUCCAAGAUCUCAGGAAACUUCAUACUCUCAUCAGUGUCUCCACUGACCCUUCUGGGUCUGGGGCCCAGCGAGCCUGUGUGCUGGCCACUGGCAGCCCACCGUGGCUCUUGGACAGUUAACAUAACAGGGGCAAGGAAGGCCAGGAGGGGCCCCAUUGCUUCUGGACCGCAAGCUCCUAUUUCCUGCAUAGGAACGGCUAUCUCUCACCCCAGUCCUACCGCCGCCCAUGGAACCUCCCGGGGUCCAUCCAGUGGCCCGGGCAGGGGGCUCUGAGCUGAGCACCCCAGGCGAGGCCGUUAGUGCCACGGCCCAGACCGGAGGAGACCACCGGUAACCUGGGCUCGAGGCCCCGGGGCAUCGCUAGGCUGGAGAUUUCAGCCUUUGGCUCAGUGCUCUGCUCGCCACAGCCCUCAUCCUCAGCUCGUCCCUCUCGCUGCUUUUGCCACUCUUGCCACCUGUGUGCUUCCGCGACUGCCCGUUCUGCUGCCAUCGCUGUGCCGCUCAUCUGGCUCUGCAUCUGUGCUGCUGGCCUGCGCCCCGCGUGUCGCUCCCUGGCAACCCCCUGCCCCGCCCUACCCCCCGGGGCAGGUCGGAAGGCUGUCAUCGCUAUUUUGUGGCCUGGGUUUCGUGGCAUAUCACAGAUGGUCUCUGUAACAGGCAAGCCCACCCCUCUAGGUGCCCACCUCCUGCUGUUGUUAGUGUGACAACGACCAUGACGAAAUCCUCGUGUGUAGCCAAUUGAUUGUGAUGUGCUUGUGGCCUGCGCUUGCUCAGAAAGGGUUUUCAACUCCAAUAAACGCUCAAGACCAA
This is a messenger RNA of Tachyglossus aculeatus (Australian echidna), 3872 nucleotides long. RefSeq names its product microtubule associated protein 6 (gene MAP6). Gene Ontology annotation, molecular function: microtubule binding; calmodulin binding. Lineage: Eukaryota; Metazoa; Chordata; Mammalia; Monotremata; Tachyglossidae. The record is from RefSeq and is a predicted model, not a curated record. Gene Ontology annotation, cellular component: Golgi-associated vesicle; dendrite; microtubule. Gene Ontology annotation, biological process: positive regulation of axonogenesis; regulation of microtubule cytoskeleton organization; dendrite morphogenesis.